GGGCCCGAGUACCUCCGCAGGCAGAUGGAGGCCGGCAACCCCGGCAGGGAAAGGUAGCCGAUAAGGCCAAGUACGUAAAAAGCCAGCGGGUAAUCAGCACCACGCAGGAGCCCGUCAUCGUGCUGAGCUCAGCCUCGGAGAGCAGCAGCGAGACCUGCUCGGUGGAGAGCAAGAAACCCAGCAGGGACUUUGGGAGAGGGAAGGGCGCGAAGCCACUGGAGCUGGCGAAGGCGGUGUACUCCUGCCGGGCCCCGCUGCAGCACGGCCCCCCCAUAGCCAGACGCAGCACCCCCAGGAGGCAGAUGCGGCCAGACUCCCUGGUGAUUUACCGCCAGAAAUGCGAGUUCGGGAAAGGUCAAAGCCAGGACAGCUCACGGGGGAGCUUGGUGAGGAGGAUCUUCCAAGGGUCUGUAAAGGAGAAGCAGCUGGCUUCCCCUGAGAUGCCCAGAGUCAUGGAGGACACCACAGCCACCGAGAGCAAAGAGCCUCUCUCAGCAAAAGACAGUGACCAUGAGCUGAGCAACUAUGGAGUGGAGCAAGCCAUCACUGUGAGCACCGAAGCACCAGGGGUAUGUACAAAAGAGCAUGAGAGACCCCCAAAACUGAGUAUACCUCCCGAGGAGGUCAAGGAGGUGAAGAGGAGAGGUCUCCAUCGCUCCCAGUCAGACAUCAGCUCUCGCUACUCCAAGUCCUUCUCGGAGUUUGAUACAUUUUUCAAGUACUGUGGCCUGGAUCAGGAGGUCAUCGAGGAUCUCGGGAGAGAGAACUUCUCAGUGGUGUCCGACAACGUCUCCUUCAAGAUCCGCAGCAUCAGCGUGGCAACGUCCGAGAGCGACUUCACGAGGCACAGCGGAGACGAGGGGCUGCUGGAGGAUGAACUCACAGAGCAGGUCCCGAGCAGCACCUCCGUGAUUGAGCGCAACGCUCGGAUAAUCAAAUGGCUGUACACGUGUAAGAAAGCCAAGGAGGCUAACAAAGUGAUCCAGGAACUGGCAUGA
Molecule: messenger RNA, 998 nt
Organism: Nestor notabilis (Kea)
Lineage: Eukaryota; Metazoa; Chordata; Aves; Psittaciformes; Psittacidae
Gene: FAM110C
Product: family with sequence similarity 110, member C
Exons: 1
Biological process (GO): positive regulation of cell migration; regulation of cell projection assembly
Cellular component (GO): cell cortex
Molecular function (GO): alpha-tubulin binding
Source: RefSeq, a predicted model, not a curated record